AUGAUUCCUAAAGUUAUAUUGUUGACUCAAAAGCUUUUUGAGAAUGUUGAUCAAUAGUAACAAUAAUCCCAAAUUCUUCCUUGCAAUUAUCAACAUGAUAUUGAUGUAUCAACUACUAAUUCAUGAUUAGUUAAUUGUCGAUCAAAUAAAAUAUGAAUUAGGAAAUGUCGAUCCUAAAAUAAUUAGAAACUAUUCAUACAAAAUAAUUGAAGUAUUCUAAGAUAAUAUGUUUAAGUUGCAGUCUAUUAGUAAUGAAAUCUAAGAUAUAAAAGUUUAAUUAGACAUCUAUUUCUAGAUUCCAUCAAAUCUAAAAAAAAAGUAAGCUUCAUUAAUUUAUCAAGAAAACAAAUAGUAACUAUUUCUUACAAUUUUAGGAAUAUUAAACAAAUCAAAUUACUUAUACAAAAGUAAUUAAAUGAUUUAUCAGAACUCAGUGAUGUUACAGAUGUUGAGAACUAUGUGGAAAAUGAAUAUGAAAAAAUUUACAUUUUCAGAUUAUCAUAGAUAUACUAAAAUGAAAUAGAUAAUUUACAAUACUAGUUUCUAUAAUCACAAAUUAACAAUAAUGUCAACUUUAAUAAAUUGAAUGAGAAAUUUAUAGGUAUUAUUAAUGAUUAAACAUUUAUUAAAAUAUCAUGCUAAAUUCAUAAAUACAUUAUCUUGUUGAAUUUAAUUGAUGAAUAUAGAGAUAAAUUAUUUGAAAUUAUUAAAAGUAAAUCCUUCUCAACUGAAAGUUUUAUUUAAUAAAAGAGUAAAUAAAAAGCAAGAUCCCUUUAAUAUGAAUCUAUAUCCUCUUUAGAUUUAAUUGAUGAUGAAAAUAAAAUUAAUAAAAGAUAACAUCCCUUAUUCAAAUAAGAGGAUAUUAAAAAUAAAAGAUUUGAGAACUACCCAGAGGCUUGUGUUAAAUGUUAAAUUUUUUGA
Molecule: messenger RNA, 921 nt
Organism: Paramecium pentaurelia
Lineage: Eukaryota; Ciliophora; Oligohymenophorea; Peniculida; Parameciidae
Source: the annotation of a GenBank genome assembly